Messenger RNA from Caenorhabditis angaria, 575 nucleotides. The record is from the annotation of a GenBank genome assembly. Lineage: Eukaryota; Metazoa; Nematoda; Chromadorea; Rhabditida; Rhabditidae.
AUGGAAAAACGAGAGUUUUUGGAGGAAUGGAAAAGUAUACCAGAGCAAAAUGAGCAACAAUUUACGCUUCAGAAUUUGAAUAAUUUGAAUGCUGGUUAGUUUUUUAUUGCAAUUUUUUCAACUCUGUAAACAAGCUGAAUUUUUUGUAGAUGGUAUUUGCAACAAGCUCCAAAACAACAAUAUUUUCACAGUUGCUCGUCGACAAGUUGAUAAUCAACAACUUCUUUAUCAUUCUGUGAAAUACACAAAUAAUUUGAGUGUUUUGUCAGAAUUGAAAGUUAAUUCAACAAAUACGUCAAUUACGGUAAGUUAUUCGGGAAAUCCACAAAAAAUUUGAUCUACUGAGAGCUGACUAAAGGACCGGAAAAUUGGGGCCAAAUCUAGAGAUUUUCCGAAAUUUGGAGCUCUGUAACUUUGUCACAAAAACUUUUACUAUCAAAUUAGAUUCCAAAAACGUCAAAAACUCAAUAUUUCCUGAAUCAAUCGAUAUUUUAUUCCAGCUCUCACUCAAAUCGAAAAAUGUGAUGGCAAUUGCGAAUAUCAAUGACGUCUUCCAAGUUAUUUUAAAUAACUGA